Molecule: messenger RNA, 1483 nt
Organism: Raphanus sativus (radish)
Lineage: Eukaryota; Viridiplantae; Streptophyta; Magnoliopsida; Brassicales; Brassicaceae
Exons: 3
Coding region: 107-1357 (416 amino acids)
Source: RefSeq, a predicted model, not a curated record
CUUUGUAGUACAAAAACCAUUCUAAUAGAUAUUCGAACCCAAAAAAACAGCUGAAACAACCACACUCAUCAUUAUCAUCAUCACUCUUUGGUAUCAUUAGAUCAUAAUGAGCAACUCAAAAUCAUACUGGAGGAAGCAAAGAUGGGGAACGCCUCCACAAAUGCUAACGCCAUUGAUGGAAGGACCAGAUCCAGACAUGCAAGAUGAAAGAGCCAAAAAGGAGAGCUCAUGGGAAGCCAUCAGAGAAUGGUUUAAGGUUCACAAAGGUAUUUCUGGCAACAUGUCUUCUCCCUCCGUACAACCACAUUGCAACAGUUAUGACGUCGCGGCCAAGGGACAAGAUGUGAGGCUCUUGCUCGGCGUCUUAGGCUGUCCUCUUGCUCCAAUCUCCGUUGUCGGCUCCGAUCUACUACCCGAUGACCCUCUUCUUGGCUGUUUCCAAAUCAAGAAUGUCCCAUUUGAGACGUCGACGGCGCAUUACAUAAUACAACAAUACUUAGCGGCAACGGGAUGUCUAAAGCGAGCUAAGGCGGCCAAAAACAUGUACGCAACGGGGAUAAUGAAAAUGAGUUGCUGCGAGACGGAGAUCGCCGCUGGAAAAAGUGUUAAGACACUCGGUGGCGGCGGAAAUGGUCGGAGCGGAGACAGUGGUUGCUUUGUACUGUGGCAGAUGCACCCUGGGAUGUGGUCUCUGGAGCUUGUUCUCGGUGGAACUAAACUCAUAUCCGGCUCCGAUGGUAAAACCGUGUGGCGCCAUACGCCAUGGCUAGGUACUCACGCCGCUAAAGGCCCUCAACGUCCACUUCGUCGACUCAUCCAGGGCUUGGACCCAAAAACAACAGCAGGCCUAUUCGCAAAGGCCCAAUGCUUAGGCGAGAGAAGGAUCGGAGACGAUGACUGUUUCGUACUCAAAGUAUCCGCCGAUCGCGACUCACUGAUCGAGCGUAACGACGCCGGAGCUCCGGCGGAGGUUAUACGCCACGCGCUGUACGGAUACUUCUGCCAGAAGAGCGGUCUGCUGAUCUAUCUGGAGGAUUCGCACCUCACCAGAGUCACGACGAUCUCGCCGGAAGACGAGGCGGUUUACUGGGAGACGACGAUCGGAAGCAGCAUCGGAGAUUACCGCGACGUUGACGGAGUCGCCGUGGCUCACUGCGGACGUGCCGUCGCGACGGUGUUUAGAUUCGGAGAGACGUCGUUGCAGUAUAGUAGGACGAGGAUGGAGGAGGUGUGGAGGAUAGACGACGUCGUAUUCGAUGUGCCUGGACUUUCGUUGGAUUCGUUUAUUCCUCCCGCCGAUAUAUUUGAAGACGAUAACAAUAAUUCUCCUGUUUACAGCAAUGUGAAUUCCCGAUAAAAUGUGAGACUAAUUUAAUAACUAAAGACUAUUUAUUGGCGGGUUAAUUAGUUGAUGGUAUAAUGUGACUUUUGUUUUUGUAUAUUUAUCGAGAAGUUUAAUGUUUGGUUUGGGCUUUAUAUGAAA